Molecule: messenger RNA, 3388 nt
Organism: Drosophila kikkawai
Lineage: Eukaryota; Metazoa; Arthropoda; Insecta; Diptera; Drosophilidae
Gene: iPLA2-VIA
Product: calcium-independent phospholipase A2 VIA
Biological process (GO): lipid metabolic process; positive regulation of ceramide biosynthetic process
Cellular component (GO): mitochondrion
Molecular function (GO): protein binding
Source: RefSeq, a predicted model, not a curated record
AGUUGGGUCACACUGGCGCCAAUAAAAGUUAAAGUUUUUUAUUUCCACAGUGAAUUUUAAAGCUAAUUGUACGGCAAUUGCGCGAUAAGAAAGCCAAGGAGGAGAGCAGUAAAAUGUUCAAUGGUUCACCGCAUCCACAUAGCCAGUAAUCUCAGCAAGCAUCUCAUCCGCACAUAAGGGUGCAAAGUUCAAGCAGCAUCCGUUGACAGCAUCAUGGCUUGGCUGGCCUUUGGAACUUUGGCCUCUGGCUUCGUUCUUCAGCGUUUGCUGGGCGGCGAUCAGCCGGCCAACAAGGUGUUGGAGAUCAAGAGCGAGUCCCUGGGCACGCUGCAAGUCCUCGCCCGAGAUGACGCCAUGGUUUUAUUUGCACCGCCCUUCAACAGCAACGACAAUAAGCGGGCGGUGUACGAGAUUGUACUACAACGACCCACCUCGGACUCGAAUACCACAUCCUUCAGCCUCUACCGCUCGCCAGUUCAGUCAGAGGCCGAGGAACGCUUCAAUGCCUUCCUCCAGCGGCUGCCCGUGUUCGUCAGCAUAGUCAAAGAGUACUACAAUGUAAAUGGCUUGCAAAAGACCUGCGAUACCCUGGCGGAGAAUCCCUCCUGGUCGCUGGCCCACUUGAUUGCCUACUUCAACCUGGUGGACUACAUAAGCAAUCCAAAGGUUUUGCAGUGCGUGGAGAGUGCCGAUCCCACCUCCCUGAUGUCGCCCUUUCAGCUGGCCAUCAAGCAGGGUCACAUGGAGAUGGUGAAGGUCCUGCUGCCCCUGAGCAAGCUGGAGCACCUGGACAUCAACAGCAAUUCCGUGUACCACUAUGCCGCCAGCACCACCAAGGAGAUUAUCAAUCUAAUCAUUGAAAAGAGCACCGUGAACCUGAACCACCUCAACUCGGAUGGCUAUACGCCGCUGCAUGUGGCCUGUGUCACAGACAAGCCGGAGUGCGUAAAGGCUUUGCUCCUGGCCGGCGCCGAUGUCAAUCUCAAUGCCAAGAACAUCACCAAGCUCUACAAAACAUCGGCACCCACAUCGGUGGCCUCGUUUCUGCGCACCAAUGCGAGCAAGCUCUACACGCAGGACAUGAAGUAUGGCGGCACACCGCUGCACUGGUGCUCCUCCCGCGAGACCCUGCACGCGCUCAUCAUGGAGGGAUGCGACGUCAACUCGACCAACUUUGACGGACGCACGGCCCUGCACGUGAUGGUCGCAAGGAAUCGGUUCGAGUGCGUCGUCACGCUGUUGGCCCACGAUGCGGAGAUCGACGUGUUGGACAAGGAGGGCAACUCGGCGCUGCACAUUGCCAUUGAGAAGAAGCUGGUGCCGAUUGUGCAGUGCCUGGUGGUGUUCGGGUGUGACAUCAAUCUGAAGAACAAGGAUGGCAAGAGCCCGCGUCAUAUGGUGGGCAACGAUGCCAGCGGCAACAAGGAGGACGAGAUCCUCUACAUCCUGCACUCGGUGGGGGCCAAGCGGUGCACCGAUACGGGUUCCAAGUGUCCGCCAGGAUGCAAUGCCAAGGGCAACUACAAUGGCAUUCCGCCGGAGGCCCCCGAAUCCGUGGAGCAGCGUGAGCACAUCGAGACAAUGCUGGCCACCACAAGUCGCCAGGUGUUGGGUGGGUUCCUGGGGGCAGCGGCCAAUGGAGUGAUGGAGAAGCCACCACCGCCACAGAUGCCCGUUGUGGUCGACACUGAAAAGGAGCUAAAAGGACAGAGCAUCAUGGACGCCCUACUGGGCAUGUUCACCACCAAGGUGAAUGCCGACGAGCUGAAGAAGGACACCUCGUCGGGCAGUCUGGCCAGCGGCAGUGCUGCGGCCACUCCGCCCUCGGCCCAGGCCAGUCCGGAGCACUUGGCAUCGCCCACCUCGCCCAUUGGCAUGGAAAUCGGCGAUAAGCCCUAUGGACGUGGCCGCCUGCUCUGCCUAGAUGGCGGUGGCAUCCGCGGAUUGGUCUUGGUUCAAAUGCUCCUCGAAAUCGAGAAGCUGUCACGCACGCCCAUUAUUCACAUGUUCGAUUGGAUUGCCGGCACAAGUACGGGAGGAAUUCUCGCACUCGCCUUGGGCUGUGGCAAGACGAUGCGCCAGUGCAUGGGCUUGUAUCUGCGCAUGAAGGAGCAGUGCUUCGUGGGCUCGCGGCCCUACAACAGCGACUUCUUUGAGGCCAUUCUGAAGGACAAUCUGGGCGAGUUCAAUGUGAUGACGGACAUCAAGCAUCCAAAGAUAAUGGUCACCGGUGUGAUGGCGGACCGAAAGCCCGUCGAUCUGCAUCUAUUUAGGAACUAUACGAGCGCCAGCGACAUUCUGGGCAUCGUGACUUCCAUAAAUAACCGCCGCGUUCCUCCCCCCUCACCGCAGGAGCAGCUGGUGUGGCGUGCCGCCCGUGCCACAGGGGCAGCUCCCUCGUAUUUCCGAGCCUUUGGACGCUUCCUGGACGGUGGCUUGAUUGCCAAUAACCCCACUUUGGAUGCCAUGACCGAGAUACACGAGUAUAACAUGGCGCUGCGCAGUGCUGGACGCGAGGCAGAGGCCAUACCCGUGUCCGUGGUGAUGUCGCUGGGCACGGGUCACAUACCGGUGACGGAGCUAAAGGAUAUCGAUGUCUUCCGACCGGAGAGCAUAUGGGAUACGGCCAAGCUGGCCUACGGAAUAUCCACCAUUGGCAACCUCCUGGUGGAUCAGGCCACCUGCUCCGAUGGCCGAGUGGUGGACCGCGCUCGCGCCUGGUGCAGCACCAUUGGCAUACCCUACUACCGCUUCAAUCCUCAGCUGAGCGAGGACAUUGCCAUGGACGAGAAGAACGACCAGAAGCUAAUCAAUAUGCUCUGGCACACCAAGGCCUACAUGCACGCCAAUCGCAACAAGAUCAUCGAGAUGAUAAACUUUUUGAAAUAGCAUGCAAGACGGAUUUAGACCACAUUUUUCCAGAGAGAGAGGGAUCCCCCUUUCGUCUAUUGUCUGUGUGUACUUUUUAGCUAGAUUUCACAACUGUUGAUUACUUUUCGUUGAGAGCACCUUUUCUGCGGUCUAAAUCCUGUUAACCCAUACACAAAAGAUCAAUAUUCCCAGGAACUUUCCUUCAAUAACACGGUACACCGUCGCCCACCAUCCUGAACCUGAACUAAUCUUCGAAUUUCCCCCCAUCCGAGGCUUUAUCUCCAGGAUUACCAGAACGAAUUACGCUUUGCAUUGUUGUGUUAUUGGUUUUAAGAAGGAAUCUUACUUAAAUUAUUUUCAAUAUUUGUAUUAUUAUCAACGCCAUCCCAUGUAUUGAAUGUGUGUUGCCCUCCCAUUGGAUUGUGAGUUCAGAACGAAACAUUCCGUGCCGCUUUGCUAGGAAAUGCAUAUGUGUAGUCGAGCACGAAUUUUUUGAAUAAAACUUUUUAAGUGUGUA